This is a messenger RNA of Peronospora matthiolae, 1185 nucleotides long. The record is from the annotation of a GenBank genome assembly. Lineage: Eukaryota; Oomycota; Peronosporomycetes; Peronosporales; Peronosporaceae.
AUGGGAUUCAAGAAGUGCGAAUCGGACCACUGCAUCUACAUCAAGCGAGACGACCAAGACAUGAUUCUCGUGGUGCUCUACGUCGAUGAUCUCAUCCUGGCCAGCAGCAACAACGAACUCCUCAAGUCAACCAAGAUGGCGCUGAGCAAACGCUUUGAAAUGACGGAUCUCGGUGAGCUCGAUUACUUUCUCGGCAUGGAGAUCAAGAACGACCGUAAGACGGGAAUGGUGACUGUACAACAAACCAAGUUCCUCAAGUCCGUGUUAACCAAGUUCGGAAUGGAUAACAGCAAGCCAGUGAAGACGCCUCAAGAUCCCGGCCUGAAGCUAACCAAGAACAUGUGUGAACAAGAAUGCAAGCACGAAGACACCAUGUGCAACGUGCCAUAUCGAAGUGCUGUCGGAGGCAUCAUGUAUCUCAUGGUCGCCACACGUCCGGAUCUAGCUGCUGCAGUGGGAUCAUUAUCCCAGUUCUCGUCCGACCCAUGCCCGACUCACUGGCAAGCUUUGAAGCGUGUGCUGAGAUACCUGCAAGCAACGCCCAAUCAUGGUCUUGAGUUUACACGUGAAGAAGGAAGCCGUAUCUGCGGGUACACCGACGCAGACUGGGCCGGCGACAUUGAGUCAAGACGAAGUACAAGCGGCUAUGUGUUCAUGAUGAGCGGAGGAUGCAUCAGCUGGAAAAGCCAGAAACAACGGACGGUCGCGCUAUCUUCAACAGAAGCAGAAUACAUGGCGCUUUCCGAAGCAACCAAAGAAGCAGUAUGGCUCAAAGUGCUUUUGGGGGAACUUGGUGAGAUGACAAGCGACGAAGCGAUCAAGAUGUAUGAAGACAACCAAGGAUCAAUCGCUCUCGCCAAGAACCCGGAGUUCCAUAAGAGAACAAAACACAUCGACAUACGCUACCAUUUUGUGCGUGAGAAGGUGGAAUCAGGUGAAGUCGUUUUGGAGUAUUGCCCGACUCAAGAUAUGCUGGCAGACAUGAUGACCAAGCCGAUCGCCGCUGUACAAUUUGAAAACAUUCGCGAUCGACUUGGGAUCCAAGGUGCCGCAGCUAACGAGUCGAGAGGGAGUGUUGAAAAGACAGCGGCUGUGAAGAAGACACCUCGUCAAGCUGCGUCAAGUGUUGAAGCAAGUGGAAGACCAAGCUUCGCUAUACCGGUGGGUACCGGUAUGUACCAGUAA